UAUGCAACUCCCAAUAUGGCAGAUGCGGUAGAAAAUGCCAUGAUGUUAGAAGUGAGACGUGUCAGGGAUGUAAUGACUCCCUUAGAAAAGGUACAUAUGAUAUCUGAAUCAACAGAAAUUAAUACAAAACUCAAACAGCAAUUAAGUGAGUAUCGCCACACAAGAAUCCCUAUCUACAAAGGAGAUGACAAAAAUUGCGUGAUUGGAGUCUUGAACGUUAAAGAUCUUCUUCUGAUCGAUGAUUCUCUGGAUAUCCAUGUAGGCGCUGUUAUACAGCUGUUCAACAGAAGCACACUGUUCCGUUUUGUGACCUCAGAAACUCCCGUGGUUCAGUUGAUGGUUGAACUCAAGAGAGGUUUUCCUCUUGCCAUUGUGAUAGACUUUGAACCCGAUAAAAAGUGUUACAAUGUUACUGGUAUUGUAACAUUAGAAGACAACCUAGAAGAGGUGAUUGGUGAAAUUCAUGAUGAAAAGGAUGUGAACAGCAAGGUCGAGGUGCACACGGAGAAAUCAGGCGCUGAUAGAUUUUCGCAAGCUGAUCUGCAACAACUAAAAAAAUCAAAGAAAAGACUAGUGAACACUAAUCAAGAAGAAGCUAUGCCCGAAGAGAAAGCUGCACUUUUAACGCUAAAAACGCAGACUGCAACUCCAAUGAAGUCUGCUUGUAGAAGAAAGAGAGCUCCCAAUAAAUCAGCUUCAUCGGCGCCUUAG
Molecule: messenger RNA, 711 nt
Organism: Strongylus vulgaris
Lineage: Eukaryota; Metazoa; Nematoda; Chromadorea; Rhabditida; Strongylidae
Source: the annotation of a GenBank genome assembly